Lycium ferocissimum is the source of this 1578-nucleotide messenger RNA. Its product is annotated as CBS domain-containing protein CBSX5-like. The coding region runs from base 202 to 1389 and encodes 395 amino acids. The transcript is spliced from 3 exons. NCBI's taxonomy places the organism in Eukaryota, Viridiplantae, Streptophyta, Magnoliopsida, Solanales, Solanaceae. The record is from RefSeq and is a predicted model, not a curated record.
UCCAAAAAAGCACCACCGGGUCUCUUCCGUGUACGGCGGUCACGGAAAAAAUUCUCCGUUACAUCUCCGCCGUCUCCUUUAUCUCUAUAUAUUCAUUUACAUAUAAACAAUUUCAUAUAAUUCUUCUUCUUCAUCUACUUCCAAUACAUUAUAUUCAUAUUCAAAAAUCCAAAAAUACCUGUGAUUAUUUCUCAUUAUUACAUGGCGGUUACUUUUCUUAAUCGGAAUGUGUCAGAUUUGUGCGUAGGUAAGCCGGCGUUAAAGCCAUUGCCGGCGUCAGCCACCGUAGCGGAGGCGUUAACGGCUUUGAAAAAAUCCGGCGAGCCUCAUGUGAGCGUGUGGAGCUGUGACCAUUCCAAAAAGGAGGUUCUGGAAGGUAAUUGUGAGUGCCUUUGUGUUGGGAAGAUUUGCAUGGUUGAUGUGAUUUGUUUUCUAUGUAAAAGUGAGAAUUUGGAUGAUCCUUCGAAAGCUCUCGAGACAUCGGUUUCACAGAUUUUGCCUAAAGAGAAUCAUAUUGUGAGGCAUUUAGCGCCCAAUUCGAGCUUGCUGGAGGCAAUAGAUUACAUUCUUGAAGGCACCCAUAAUCUAGUUAUACCAAUCCAAAAUUACAUUAGCACAAAUUCAAGGAAAACGCUGAGUAAAUCAUCCCCCCUGAGUUGCAAGCAUCGCGGCGGAGUUGAAUACUGUUGGCUAACGCAGGAAGAUGUUGUCCGCUUCCUUCUCAACUCCAUUGGAGUCUUCUCCCCUAUGCCCACUUUUUCAAUUGAAUCGCUCAACAUGAUAGAUUGUAACGUCAUGACUAUUCGUUACCAUGACCCUGCAAUCUCUGCCUUAGAUUCCCUUGCUCUCGCACACGUUGAGCAAACUUCAGUGGCAGUUGUUGAUGAUCACAACAGAUUAAUUGGUGAAAUCUCCCCCUCCACUCUUGCCUACUGUGAUGAAACCACAGCAGCAGCAAUCGUGACCCUUUCAGCUGGUGAUCUGAUGGCUUACAUUGACUGUGGUGGUCCUCCAGAGGACUUGGUCGAGCUCGUGAAGGUGAGGUUGCAAGAGAAAAAGCUUGGCGCAGUAUUGGAACUAAUGGAUGAAGAGUUUUCUUUGUCUUCGUCAUCAUCAUCAUCAUCCUCAGCUUCUAGUUGUUCUUCUGAUGACGAGUUAGGGGUUUGCAGAAUUAAUGGUUCAGGACGAUAUUCUUCAGCUAGAAGGUCAGAGGCGAUCACCUGUUAUCCCGGGAGUUCAUUGGUGGCUGUGCUGAUUCAAGCACUUGCACAUCGUGCAAGUUCCGUUUGGGUCAUGGAUGAGGAUAACACUUUGAUUGGAUGCGUAACCUUUAAAGGAAUUCUGAAAGUUUUCAGGAGCCUUGCAAAUGUGAGGCCUUUAACCAUGUAAGGAGAAUUCAGUGAAGUACUAACAAAUUUUGCACGAACGGCAGGCUUUUUGGGUGGUGAGUGAAAAAGUUGUGUUUAAGUAGUUGUUAGUUUUGGAACUUAAUCUUGUAUAUGUUGUUCUCAAUGGUCGUUUUGUCUAUUGGUUAUUCUCAUAGGGGAAGCUCUAUAUUUCAAUUUUAUGGCUUUGCAA